AAUGUCUACUGUUAAACGCGCAAUACAAAUAAAACUGAAUUGAAUUGAAUAAGGAUCGUUUGUUCUGUCCAUUAGCCCGCUUUGUUUAGGGUUCACGACCAUAUUUGUAGCGGUCCUGUGAGUUUCACAUCAUUCUAUUCUGCAACUGGUCACUUUUAGACAACUGUUGUAUCACGCUGAGAUUUUUUAUCAAACUUUUUUUUUUAUGUUUUUUGACACCGCCAGAAGUUUGUCGUCAGGCAGCACAUGUUUGCUUGUUUUUCAAACAUGGGUGCACUUCCUAGGCUAUAAAACAGCACCCAGUCUGGACGAAGAUGAAAUCAGCCCGGUGUACCCAGCGGCGCUAGGACCACGAGGUUAAACUGCAGCGCCAAACUCAUCUCUGCUUAUUUGGCUGAAGAGACUCCAGUAGGUAACACACACUGUCCUGCUUUUCUCAGGAAGCCAAUUCGUCUUAUGGGACAUAUUAUGGGAUGUAAGAUAAACAAGCCGAAAAGACGCAAUGGGAGGAAACUCCAGAUCUCGAAUAGCCGGUGCACUUAAAGAAGAAGAAGAAGAAGAAGGAGACGUGAUUUGGAGUUGAAUAGAAACUUUUCUUUUAAGGAGCCAUCUCAAGGUUCCUCUAAUCUCAGCCAUGGCCCGUUACUGUAGAUUGGAUUUAGCACAUUUCUGUCUUGCUGGUCAGCUCCUUUUACUUCUCCUCUCCAUGUCUUCUCUAUCAGUGAGAGCACCCACCUACCAGUUGCAGAAUCCCCACAUCCCCUCUCUGGUGCCUCACGCCCCUUUGGCCCUCUCUCGCUCCCGUUUCAGUGCAAAUGCCCAGCUGGAUUUUACCACCCACUGCAAUACCAGCUGCUACCACAAGGUAGAAGACAUUGACAAAGAACAUCUAACUGAGCAGUUGGCCUUUGAAACACUGUAUGCUGAUGGCUCACGUACGCUGACCACUGUCGAUCUGGAAGAUGAAGAGGCCGACAGCAACAUGUCUCCUGCACUGCCCAUCAAGUGGAAGAAUAAACUCCCAUCUUUCCCUCACAAAAGAACAAGGAGGCAAAUCUAUGGCGCAGAUGGACGCUUCAACAUUCGUGGUGACCACUUCCUGUUGGACUACCCCUUCUCCACAGCUGUACGCAUUUCGACAGGCUGUACUGGUGUUCUGGUAUCCCAACAACAUGUGCUGACCGCUGCCCACUGUGUACAUGAUGGAAAAGAUUAUGUCAAAGGUGCACGCAAGCUCAGAGUUGGCUUCCUCAUUCCACCCUCAGCUAAUGGCACCAAAGAAGACUUGAAGAAGCCCUUGGUGCGCUGGGUGAGGGUGCGGCGGACACGUGUGCCUAAAGGCUGGAUACAAGGACCCCAGGAUGUCAGCAUGGAUUAUGACUAUGCCCUUCUGGAGCUGCGUUGGCCACAUCGCCGCCCCUUUAUGCGCCUUGCCAUAGCCCCUUCUUCUAACGAUUUGGCUGGAAAACGCAUCCAUUUCUCUGGGUUUGACAGUGAUCGGCCCGGAGAGCUUGUGUAUCGUUUCUGCCCUGUAGAAGAUGAGAGUAAUGAUCUAAUCUACCAGCAUUGUGAUGCGAGACCCGGGGCCAGUGGCUCUGGGGUAUAUGGCCGUGUGUGGGACAAUGUUCUGGAGCGCUGGGAGCGCAAGGUGAUUGGCAUUUUCUCUGGACACCAAUGGUUGGAGAUCAAUGGCGAGAACCGUGACUAUAAUGUAGCUGUCCGUUUCACUCCACUGAAAUUUGCUCAGAUCUGUUACUGGGUGCAUGGAAACAGAGCAGACUGCAGUCAGGACUGAUUUAGAUAAGCAUGAGCAGUCAGAAGGAGAGGAAAGAAAAGCUGAUCCAUGAACGUGCACUUUUACAGUCAGUCCUUUUAUAGACAAAAAAGAAAUUACGGUCAAAUCAAGAUAUGGUCCUUGGAAAAAGGUUAUCAAAGGAUUCUAGAUUUGAUCAUCAAAGUUUAAGUUAAUCCAAAUUGGAUCAGAUAUCAUGUUUGUAUUAAAUUGGACAUUUAUUUAAACAAGUAAAACACUGUUG
Molecule: messenger RNA, 2036 nt
Organism: Ictalurus furcatus (blue catfish)
Lineage: Eukaryota; Metazoa; Chordata; Actinopteri; Siluriformes; Ictaluridae
Gene: prss23
Product: serine protease 23
Exons: 2
Coding region: 635-1795 (386 amino acids)
Biological process (GO): proteolysis
Molecular function (GO): serine-type endopeptidase activity
Source: RefSeq, a predicted model, not a curated record